This is a messenger RNA of Sphaeroforma arctica JP610, 229 nucleotides long. RefSeq lists its product as hypothetical. Lineage: Eukaryota; Ichthyosporea; Ichthyophonida. The transcript has 2 exons. The annotation marks the transcript as partial. The record is from RefSeq and is a predicted model, not a curated record.
AUGGCUCCCAUCGGCGCGCAGUGGCUGCUGUUCGCUGCGAUGAUGCAAAAUGUCGAGGCGCUCAAUCUAAUGACCAUGACGCUGCUGAUGACGAUGAUGGCGCUUCCGUACUCACACUUCAUUCGGUGCAGCAUGAUGAUCUGGUUGCAGACACUGGUUAUGUUUAAGCUGCUGUAUCGCCUGCCCAUAGUCCAGAGCUACUUUACGCACCUACAUGUGGACAGUGCAG